Saitoella complicata NRRL Y-17804 is the source of this 633-nucleotide messenger RNA. RefSeq lists its product as uncharacterized. Lineage: Eukaryota; Fungi; Ascomycota; Saitoellomycetes; Saitoellales; Saitoellaceae. Bases 1 to 633 code for a protein of 210 amino acids. The transcript has 2 exons. Gene Ontology annotation, cellular component: membrane; cytoplasm. The record is from RefSeq and is a predicted model, not a curated record.
AUGGCCGGCUUACUUGGGCGUAUUUCUGCAUUCUACUCACACCACUAUGAACGGCGUCCUAUACUGACCCUCAUGUGCACAAACGCACUCCUUGGAGGCAUCUCGGACUGCAUGGCACAGACGUUGACCGCUGUCCGCGAACGUGCCGUCAGGACUGGACAUGCCAAGGACGACGCGCUCGCCAUGGAGAUUCACGAGGUGGAUGAGAAGCUGCCUGGACCCAAGCAUGGCUUGAUUCCCGACUCGAAGCUGCUACCGCCGCCUUAUGACUUUGCACGCACAGUCCGAUUCAUGUCAUUCGGGUUCUUCAAUGCACCCAUCCAAUACUAUUGGUUUACAUUCCUUGAUAGGAAGUUUCCACUGGGGUCUUCUCCUGUGGCGCCUUUGAAGCGUGUGGCAGCCGAUCAGUUUGGCUUCGCGCCCUUCGGUUUGACCUGGUUUUUCAGCUACAUGUCCCUGGCCGAGGGCAGGGAUUUCAAACACCUGAAGAACAAGGUGAGCGAGGCAUUGAUACCCACCGUGAAGGCCAACUGGUUAGUAUGGAUACCGGUCCAGGCGGCGAAUUUCUGGCUGGUGCCUUUGAAAUUUCAGAUCCCGUUUGUGAGCACGGUCGGUAUUUUUUGGAAUAUGUAA